AUGUGUUACAAGAUUGGGAUAGGAGACUUCUCUGGAACCUUCUUCGGCCCAGUGACAGCUGGCGUAGGCGGUCAGUCGGUGAUAAUGAAUGAAACGGGGUUUCGUCGGACCCUCCCUGAUCAGUUUUCAGGGAGCGGGCCCACCUUUGACACUCCACGCCACCCGAGCGUCAUCGACCCGAUCCUAUCGAAGCGGGUCUGCUUCUACAAAAGUGGAGAUCCUCAGUUCAGUGGGCUGCGCAUGGUCAUCAACAACCGGACGUUCAAAACCUUCGAUGCACUCCUGGACAGCCUCUCCAAAAAGGUUCCCCUGCCCUUUGGGGUGCGGAACAUCACGACUCCUCGUGGGAUCCACGGGAUCCGUACUCUAGAGGAGCUCGAGGAUGGGAAAUCUUACAUCUGCUCCGACAGCCGCAAAGUCAAACCCAUCAAUCUGGCCCUGGCUCGGAAGAAGCCGCCACCUUGGUACCACGCCAGGCCUCUUAGCCCCGGUCAGCGGGCCGUGCCGCUGGCCAGGUUUCUCCCCGGUCGGGGCGUCCGGAGGCAGGGGCCAACGGCCGUGCGCACACCGCGGAGACUUGUGGUCUAUCGUAACGGAGACCCAUCUGUAAAACACACCGUGGUGCUUCCUAAAAAGACUGUGGCAGGUUAUGAGUCCAUCCUGGACCACAUCUCAGAGCUGAUGCAGUUCCAUGUGAUUAAACUCCACACUCCUGACGGCAGACGGAUCGAUGGACUUCCAGGUUUGAUCUUGUGCUCUGGGAUCGUGGUGGCUGUAGGAAGGGAGCCUUUCAGGCCCGCAGUGUACAGUGAGGAGAAAUCCCCGGUGCCAGCCGGGCAGAAUACCAAAGCAGUGAGACUCAGAAAACAGAAGACGUUGAACCGUAAAAAGAAGUCCCCAUCACACUCGUCCAAGUCAAGAAAUUUCUCUGCGUCUUCCGAGAGGUUCAUCGUUCAUCAGAUUCACAACACCGUUGCGAGGAGUUCAAAUGAACUGCCCAGUCACGGGACUACCUCUGCUGAGCUGGAUUCAAACCUCAUACUGGAGUCUGUGGCAGAGACGGGGGAGGACGCCUGCCUUGGCGAUGGAGCCCAGGUGCAGGACGAGGACAACAUCGAGAAGUCCUUCCGGGUGAAUCAGGACGGCAGCAUGACGGUGGAGAUGAAGGUGCGGCUGACGAUUAAGGAAGAGGAAACGGUUCACUGGACGACCACCCUGACACGCUCAAGCAUAGCCGAGCAGCUUAAUGACGCCUGUCUCACGGAGCCUGAGGAGGAGCAGGAGAUCUGCUCAUCCAAAUCAAACUCGCUCCGGUCACAGAGUCCUUCUGCUUCCACCGACACCACCAACAACGGCAAAAAUAAGGACCACGAUGACGACAACCCACCAUCACUGGGCAAUGGAGCUAUGGGUGACAGCGGUCAGGGGGAGGAAGACACCAAAAACCACACAGACGCGCUUUCCCUAAAGAGAGCCCCUACGCCAGGAUACAAAAGAGUGAGCAAACAACAAGCUUCCGUGAGGAGUAUCAAAUCUGUGGCAGGAGAUGGCGUUCAAGAAGGAUUAGUGGGCUCUUACUCCUACAGUGAACAUACAGGAAAUGGAACAAUGACGGAGGAAUACUGCAUGGUGAAGCAGAGCACCACCCGACCGGUGCCCAAACCCAGGCGAUUUGCUUCUGCUGAUGCCAACAGUAGAAAUAUGUCUGCUUACCAGUUCGAAGAACAACCAGAGAGGCUGCGGGAAGAGUCUAGUGGGGAGGAGGUUACUGAAACAAUCUUACACAUUUACGAACAGCAGACUUGUCAGGAUAAUCUCCAAGCAAAUGUUAGUGCACACAGUAUGUCGGCAUCCAGGGUUGGUUUUGGUAGGCCACUUACCUCAGAAACCGGACAGCUCUCUUCAAAUAGCGAAUCAGAACUCCAACGCUUGAGGCCCUCAACUGCCUCUGAGUCAACUCGGAUCUGGAGAGCUGAGAGCAUGACAGUAACAUCAGAUUCACACUUGGAGUCGGUGAAGGCCAGCACAAGGCAACAACUCCAAAGGGUCACGAAAGGCCGCAUUAAGCCUCAGCUAAAAGCAAACACUAAGGACCAGUUGGUUUCCUUUCAACCCAACGUGACCAACAAGCACGCUCGCAAAGCUAGGAUCCCAAGAAAGCCACAAAAAGGACAUUCUGCAGAGGCAGCUGACACUCGUACGAAAGCAAAAACUUUCUCCAGCGCGGGGUUCAUUAAGAAGAUUUACGGACAGAAAUCUAAAUCUGCAAAAAGUAUGAAAAGAUUUAAAAAGAAACCGAUGCAAAACAGGGAGCGGCCAGCACUGGAUGCUACGUUAAAAACUGUUACAGACUCAGAUUCACCAUCAGGGUUAAAACAAAAGACAAGUAGCAGGGUUUCUUUUGAAACAAAUCAGAUGAGAGCUCCCUCUGCUUCCACUGAGGAGGUCGGCCCCUCAAGAGGCAUCCUGAAACAUCAGACAUCAUUGCGUCUGGAGAACAAAAGUGAAACUGAAUCACUUGACAUAAGUCAAAGCAUGCCAUUGCCUGCUUUUAACUCCUCCGGCUCUGUGACUAAAGAGUAUGUAAAAACUUGGCUGGAGAGAGCCAACCGUAGCCCCCCAUUUUAUGUAGAUGAGAAAAGUAAGAAACUGGAGGUGGUUACGCAUGCACACACUGAAAAUGUUAGACAUGACGAUUCUGAAAACAAACAAAGUCUUGUUACAGCAGCAAAUGGGGCAGGGGGGGCACCAGAAGCUUCUGAGAGUCUGGCAUCGGUCAAACUAAGAGUCCGGUCUUUUGAAAGCAAAUCCAGUCUUUCAGUGGAGAAAACUCCCGUCGGUCAGAAAAGUCAUGACACUGCACACACAGAGAAGAGCAACAGUGUGUCUCGUAAAAAUUCACAAGAAGCAAACCCCCGAGAAGUGGGAAAUCCAGUCAGGAUCCCGAGUGCAACGCUUACCGAUACACUUUCAAUGGAGCAGCAGCCACCCCCCCCUGAAAGACUGAACACUGGACACUGCACUAUGGACGCACCACCCGUGGGCAGCGAUGCGUCGUACAAGCUAUCACCCAUUGCCGGUAAAAGAUCUGAUAAGCAUCCACUGCCUGUGGGUCCUACCUCUGAAAAGGAGAAAUUACCAGCUGACAACACGCUGGAGAAAACCUCUGCUCAGACGGACACUCCUGCUACACCACAGUUAUCCAGAACUCCAUCCACGAAAAGAGCUCCUUUGGUCAGCAAUCACUCUCUUGAAAGGAAAAUGUCUUUGAGAAGGGCUUGCGUGGAUAAAUAUACGUUAGCCGAUGAUUCUGAUGAGGAAACGCCUACAUCACCCACUACAGAUAACAUCUGCCCAGGGGAGUCACACCAACCAACCAAAGUUCAACCGCGGGAGAGCCAGCCCUCAGAUUUAGAUCUGAUGUGCUCUACCUCUCUUUGUACGUCUGCGUCCCCAAGUAGUUUGACAUCGGAAGAAAGAAUGUCAUCUGACAGCGUAUCGUCAAGCGAGCUUUUAGCUAAAGACAGAAAAAUGACCAACAGAAAUCAAGAGGAGCCUCCAUCGCCUAAAACACCUGUGAAAAGAGCACAGCCAGGCAGCAGCCCCUCUCCAGAAAGGAAAUCUCCAAAGAAGUCCCCAACUAAGCUACAUAGUAACUCUCCAAAGUUGCCCGCAGUACAAAGUCAGCCUGUAGAUAAGACUCUCCCUCCAAAUAUCGGCUCCCAAAAACGUGCCACACCAAAUUCCAGCCCCGCAAUUGAUAGAAAGCAUCCCAAAGCAAAAGUGCAACAGGGAGCUUCACCUUAUUCUCAGUCUCUGGACAUAGCAUCACCACCUGUCAGGCACAAACCGAACAAGCUUCUGCCCAGGAACAUCUCCUUUGACAGCCCACUAGAGCCAACGAGUAACGAACGAAAGAAAACAUCCCCUCAAACUUGCAGCCAAGAAACACCGCGGUCGGGAAAAUCCACAGCUGAGCCGGACAAAGCUUUUACCUGUGACGUUCUCACGCCGCUGGGAGCAGACGAGAGCCAUGAGUGCAAGGAACAAGACGGAUUAGACGUGCAGGUAAUACCAUAUCAAUUAAACACGGCGGAGCAGCCCAACCUGAAACCAGUCCUCGAGAAGAUAUGUUACUCAAUUAAAUCAAUCAGACGAAUCACCCAGAGCAAACGCCCAUCGUGUCUGGAAAAGUCCAACAGCUUGCCUGACUUCUCCUCGCACGUGGCCUCCACGUUUGGCUCCUCAUCCAAGGCCCUUCUCGCCUUCUUGUCUGUCAUGACCCUGAAGGAGGGCUUAAAUAACCUGAAUGUGGACGAGCUGAAUGCGAGCCAUGUCAGCUGUGCAGAGGCUUUGAAAAUGAUUGAUUCUCUCAGGGAAAUCGCCAGCAUUGAGGAUUCCCACACGCUGAAAACCAGUCUGACUAAUUUGCAGCGGUCGGCCUCGAAGCACCUCCUGCAAAGCUGGAAGGGGUUUCAGGAGUUCAGUGAAAGAUGUAGAAGCCGCAGCUCAACGCCAAAUGCUUCGGAACCAGACCUUAGAAUCGAGACUGGUCCUGAACAGAACUAUGACAUUGAAGGAAACGUUAUCAAUGAGAUCAUGGAUAAUCUGGACAUUCCUGUAAAGCUAAAGGAGGAGCUGGCAUCUCUUUCAGAUGCUGAGAAUGAUGGAAACAUGUCUUACAUGAUUACUGAGACAUUGGAGCUGAAGAAAGAAAAAGAAGAAAGUCAUAAAAUCAUAAAAUAUAAUCACAGUGAAGACGCCGUUUCUCAGGACGAGAAGGCUAGCACUGAUCUGCAGAUCAACGUAAAAAAAAUCACAGACAUCAGCCAGCCUGACUCUGAAAUGGGAAGUCUUAACGUGCUCACGGACUCAGCAGACCUCAGACUAAGCGACCGUACGUCCAAAGAGCAGAAAGGUCCAGACCUGCUGGAUUCUGUGACUGAACGUCCGCCAGCUGAACCAAAACAGAUUUCUCGGGACAGCCAGCUCCACAAUACAAUAUCAUGUGAGGAUAUGGUGCACCAAGAAAACCAGGAUCAUUUAACACAACAGCAGGGUCACAAAGAUAAAAAAUCAACCCAAGAGAAGGGGACCAGAGACACAGAUGCAAGCAACUAUCAAAACCUUGAAAGAGACAGAUGUGGUGUCAGCACAGAGGAGCAAGAAAUGGAUCCUAGGCAGCUACAGGAAGAGCAUGAGCAAAACAAGCCUCAGAGCAAGUUCUACCAUGAGGAGGAAUCUGAUUCAGAUGAAGAAGAACAGGAGAUGUCGAAUGCAAAUAAAGAUUUGAACAGAAAAGAGAGCCUUGGUCCUGAUUCCGAUGAGGAAUACGCUGAGGUCGAACAGGAGGGAAUAAAACAAGAGAGUGAUGAAGGUGAGGACUUGUCCAGACCCGAGAGUGACCCUGAGCAGGACGAAAGCCAACCAGGCUCUGGAAACACUGCGGAGGUGAACGAUAUGGGGAGGAAAAGCAUUGGCCACCUGGUUAGUGAAAGCCAGCAUUUGUCUGAAUGUGAGACCCCCGAGGGGCAGACAGAGACGGGCAGUGUGGGACCCGAUACCAGCAGUGAUGUGAGCACCAGAGGCUCAGAUCCAGAGGAGCCGUCAUCCGAAGAAGAGCUGCCGGCGGUAGACUCCAAGAAACUGCAGGUCAUACCUGAGGAAAGUUUGUCUGGCACUGAGGAGGAGCAAGAGGAAGAGCACUGUCACAUUCUUCCCAAAUUUGGGGAGCAAACCAAAAAAGGCAGGAGCUUAGAGGCUUUGAUAGAGGAGACAGAGGUUAGCUCAGAAGAUGGGAGUCUUACUGAUGAGGCCCCAAAAAGCCAGAGCACUUUUACCAGUAACGUGACAGAAAAUCUGGUUAUUUUGUCAAAAAAUAGCCAAAACUAUCGCAGCAGUUUGAUUAUAUCAGACAGCUUAGAAAAAGACUGUAGAUUCAAGGCAGAUGAUGAUAGCGGGAAGGACCACAGCAGCUGCGAGGAAGACGAGGAGCAAUUGCAGGGUAAAGAUGACCGCAUCCGCGACUCCACUGAGGUGGAAUUAAGCUACUCUGAGAAGGAGUCCAGCUCAGACGAGGACCAAGGCACAUACCUGGAGGAAAGCUUUACACCUCAUCGGGAAGCUCCGGUGACCACGCAACCUAAAGCCACGUAUUUCGACAAGGUUAUGGCAAAGCUCAUGCAGUCACCCGUAGAAGUCCCGACCCACUCCGUCGCAGAGAGGGUGAUUCUCCUGGAAAAGCAGGUUGCCGACUCCCAGAAAGCAAAACCAACACCUCAAAGUUCAACCGUUGGACGUCCGUCGCAAAGAAAGGCCCAACCGGAGUCGGAUGAGGAUUCAGCCUCUGAGUCUCCGGCCCACGAGGCGGCUAUCUGCACCCGGUCAGCCCCUCCGUCGUCGCUGUCUUUCAGCUACGACUCCGGCGGAGCAGUGACCACAGAGCCUGAGGGCAGGGUCAGGUCCAUCAGGGAAAUGUUCUUGGCAAGGAGUGCCACGAACAUCCAGCAGAGGCACGUCCCAGGUGCGGAUGAGUGUCAGUUAAGGGCCGAGACCUCCGGCAGCGGUGGCUAUCAGUCUCAGACCUCAGGCGAACUGUCCAGUGGGGAAGACGACACCGUACGAAAAUCCAUCGCCAAAGGCUUUGUGAGGAGAACGAUAGAACUGCUUUACGGCAAGAAAGACGCCAAGCCGGAAGAAGCGAGCGAGAGACCUCCGUCUGCACCCAACAACACAAAAAAGGAGCAUUUGAGCAUCUUCUCUCCAUUUCACGCCGUUCGAUCCAAAGCGGGGUCUGAAAUGUCGUACUUCAGCUCCUCUGAUGCCCUGGACGCCUUCAGUGAAGCAACAAGGUGCAUCGCUUUCCAUGCCCAGGUGGGGCCUGUAGACACUGUUCCGAUCGAUAAAGCCCAAUGGCUCCUCCGAGAGAACAUCCUGAUGAGAAAAUCUGUCUCGGAUCCAGUCGGCAUCAAUAAAACCUUCUCGAACUCUCCACCUGAUGAAGGACUGUGUAAAGACACGGAAGAGAAGAGUCCAUACUCGCUCUUCAGCUCAAAGUCAGAACCGGACGACGUAGCCUCGCCCGGAAAGUGUACCUACUUCUCUCUGCCGCACGCCAACGACUCGGAGGUCGGUCUGGAUGAACAGAGCACGGUGAGCAGGGGCAGUGGGAACGGGGACAGCCUCGCGGAGGACAGGGAGCCACCGGGGGACACCAAAAUGUGGGCGGAGAGGAACGGCAUCCUGCCCGGCAUCCCGAUCACCGACUUCAAAGUCAAGGACAACAAAGUGCACCCACUGAUCGAGUUCCCACCCGAUGGGGAGGUCGUGCUGGUGCAGCCCGGGAAAGGCCACGGCGUUGUCCAGAGAAGGCUCCCAGAGCCCGAUUUGUUGGACUUAAUGUAUCAUUUUUGUGGCGAGCAUUGUCCCAUAUUGUAAAAACCAUCCUUGAUGUCUUUUUUUUUUUUAAGGUACCGAACGAUUUGUCAUUAGGUACACAUCACUGGGCUACAGUCGAACAUGUUGAAUUUUGUGCCUACAUUUUGAUGUUGCCAUGGCGUCGGCAUUAAACGCGAUCACAUGUCAGCUCUUCCAGAGCAUCAGCCCCGAAUUAAGCGCGUGUUCCAGUUUGUGCUCCGUGGAACCAUCUCCCCGGUCGUGAAUUUGCCAUGCAAACUCCAGAGCAGCUUUUGUUUUGUUUUUUUUCUCCAUUGCCUGUCACGAGAACAAGCAGCCAGAGUAUUACUGUAAUCUUAUUUUAAACUCUUUAAACAGAUCAAGGCCCUGCGGAUGUCAGGCAGAAGGCCAAUCCCAGCUUCUCUGAGCAAAGCGCUCAGCUUUGGGUUGCAGCUCGGGUUCGGCCCGGAGAUGAAAUUACAGUGAUGCUUUUCUCACGAUCAACCUUAGAAAAGAAAAUGUGGCUGUACACUGGCUCUGUAUGGUGCAAAUAAGACAUUUCUUUGUGUAGCUCAACCUGCCAUUUAUCAUCAUGUUGUUAUAUCAUUUAAGGCAGCUGUAACCUUUUGGUCUUUUUAAAACUUGUGUAUAAAUAAAAGUGA
Menidia menidia (Atlantic silverside) is the source of this 8057-nucleotide messenger RNA. The record is from the annotation of a GenBank genome assembly. Lineage: Eukaryota; Metazoa; Chordata; Actinopteri; Atheriniformes; Atherinopsidae.